This is a messenger RNA of Drosophila elegans, 791 nucleotides long. RefSeq lists its product as uncharacterized. NCBI's taxonomy places the organism in Eukaryota, Metazoa, Arthropoda, Insecta, Diptera, Drosophilidae. The coding region runs from base 111 to 491 and encodes 126 amino acids. The transcript has 2 exons. The record is from RefSeq and is a predicted model, not a curated record.
CUUGGUGACAAUUGAUCUUGGCCGAGAAGAACGCUAUUGGUUGCUCCUGGCCGUCUUCAUCCCGCUGGAACAACACUGCACCGACUCCGAUUUGGGAUGCAUCGCACUGGAUGAAAAAGUGCCGCUUGAAGUCCGCAUGUACCGGCACUGGCGCAGUAGUUAGGGACAUCUUCAAGGACUCUACUGCCAACUGUGCUUCUGGACUCAAGGAACACUUCUUAUUUCCCGUCUUCUUCAAGGAUUCCGUGAGCGGGGCUGCCAACGUCGCGAAGUUCCUUAUAAACCGACGUUUCCAACCAGCGGUUCCAAGAAAGGCUCUCAUUUCCUUCAUGGUCCUUGGCUCAGGCAUCCGCCUAAUGGCUACUACAUGCCCUGGAUCCAUCCGCAGACGUCCUCCACCCACUAUGAAGCCGAGGCAUUUAGCGACUCGGCGAAGAUACUUCAUGUGCGUUCUCAUGUCUGGCGCUAGUAUUAGCAGGUCAUCCAAGUAGACAAACACAUUCGAGAGGGUCUCAGCUGGAAUUACUCGGUCCAUGAGUCUCACCAGUCUCUGUGAUGCGUUACAGAGUCCGAAAGGCAUCACCCGGAACUGGUAAAGAGACCGACCAUCGACCGAUAGUGUCCAACUCAAUCUGCCAAAAAGCGAACUUCAAAUCCACGCUGGAAAUAUAGUACGUUUGGUCAAUUCUGAAGAGGAAGCCGUCUAUGCUGGGCAGCGGGUAAGCAUCUUUGAUGGCCACCUCAUUAAGCUUGCGUGCGUCUAAGCAGAACCGGUGUUUACCAGACCUUGA